AUGGAUGACGUUGGUGCUGGUGUUCUAGAUGCAAGGUACAACAUGACAGGGACCUACAGUGCUUGGCUCACCAAAGUGAAAGGAGAGGGCGCAAAAGCACGUUGGCUCUCCAGCACAACAAAGAGAUACUUUACGAUUGAUUUCACUUCGCAGCUCUUCUUCUACGCUCAAUCUGAGAGCCAAAAGACAGUUUCACAUCCUAUUCGGUUCAAGGACAUCGUUUCUGCAGACCAGCUGCCGGAUGCAGGGUCGAAGAGCGAGCAUCCGUUUGGCUUUUCCAUUCUGACAGCAGAAAGGACCUAUGAACUCUUUACUCAUUCCUAUCAGGAUGCUGAACUCUGGGUCUCUGCACUCAAUGCGGCCCGGGACAUUGCCAAUGGGAAGGUGCCGGGGCAGGCACCGAGCUCAACAAGACACAGCCACGAGUUCUCAAGGCCUCUGGGAGUGUCCUCACUUUCGACGUCUACGUCAGAUUGCGGGGGCGAUCACAGACUUGAAGAUGGCCGGGCACCUUGGGAACCUCCACCAGUCACAACGAGGUGGACACAACCGGCACCGGUCCAGCAGGAGUUGGCUGCGCCGCCGCCACCGCCUGUGGACCCCUUUGCCGCCCUCGAUGCCUUGGAGGAAUUGGCUGGUCCAGCGCCUGAAGAUUCCGCUGCAACUCCCGUAGCACCUGAAUUACAGGGAGAGCUUCUGAAAGAGGCCCGCGCAAGAGUCACGGGUGCACUGACCUCAAAACGGAGCCUUCAGGAGAUAGAAGCUGCUGUGGCACCACCUCCAUGGCGCCCAGAGGUGGAAUACCAUGUGACAGAAGUGGCAGAGGACGAAGCUCCCCGGGCGCCUUUCGCGUCAUCUCCAGAUGUGGUCAUGGCAGACGUGCCGUUGUCCACGGUGGCGGCCUUCGUGACGGGCGCGGCACCAGAGCCAGCCGUUGGCGCCGUUGGCAUGGCGGGUAUAGCGCCACCUGCGGGCAUUGGCGGCAUUGGCGGCAUUGCGCCCCCAGCAGGUAUGGGAGGCAUUGCCCCGCCAGCUGGCUUUGGAGGAUUUGGUGAGGAGCAUCGGGCCUUGGCAGCUGCAUUGCCUGCACCCGCUGCUGCACUCGCUGCACCUGUGCCCAAUAUGGAGAUGGCACCAUCUCCACCUGAAAACAAUCAGGAGUCCUGGGACGAUCCUCCGGUCGCAUCUGCUCCCCUACCACCACAGGCACCUAUACCUCCAUCCUUUGGUGAUGGAAAUCUGGAAGCUGCUGGAGAUCUCGAGACUUUGUUGAAAUUGGAAGCUUGUUAUUGGAGCAUUUCCAUUGCAUUGGUUGAGGAGGAGAAGGAGAAAGAGAAGGAGAAGGAGAAGAAGGAGGAGAAAGAGAAGGAGAAGGAGAAGAAGGAGGAGGAGGAGAAGGAGAAGGAGAAGGAGAAGGAAAAGUAUAAGAAGAAGAAGGAGGAGGAGGAGGAGAAGGAGAAGGAGACGGAGAAGGAGAAAGAGAAGGAGAAAGAGAAGGAGAAGGAGAAGAAGGAGGAGAAAGAGAAGGAGAAGGAGAAGAAGGAGGAGGAGGAGAAGGAGAAGGAGGAGAAGGAAAAGUAUAAGAAGAAGAAGGAGGAGGAGGAGGAGGAGAAGGAGAAGGAGAAGAAGGAGGAGGAGGCGGAGGAGGAGGAGAAGAGGUUUUUCCGCAACAACUACCCAAACAUUGAAAGACUCAGGUGCAAUGUCACUUCCAUUUGGAUUGGGCAAGAUGCCAGUUCAAUGAUCACUCGCAAAGUCAAAGACUUUCGCCGGGUGAAGGCCCCUUUCUCGGGAAACAUCAUGGGCUUCCAUAGCUUAGCGACAUCGAAAAACAGACCAGAGACAUCCGGUGAAGAUGAAACGCGAAGCACGAAGCAACUUGAAAGUCAAUCAGACUCUGAAGAUGAGGAGGACAGCAAAAAUGCUGUUUUCUCUAGCUGCAAGCUUUGCUCGCGAAACCGCGAGCUGGUCAAGGUGCUCUUGGCUUCCGGCCUGCAGAUGGCAUCAGUUUCCUUGCCAGAGACCUUUGUGAUUGCACUGCUGCGUGCAGAAAUCUGGGGUCACAAUAUGUCGUCCUACAUGGCGUAUGCAGCCAUUGGAAUCAAUUCUGUGGCAGUGAUCUUUGGAGGCCCAUUUGGCCGAUUUAGCGACUGUGUCGACCGACGAUUGGCAGCAGCUGUAUUUGCCAUUGGCACUUUCGCUCCAACCUGGUCAUUGCUCAUCUUUGGCUACACAACUGCAAAGGCACUUUGGAUCAGCACCAUCGUCAAGGUGUUGGGCUCCUACGGUCUCACCAGUAACGUCAUGCUUGCCUUGAUCAAUGAUGUGACACGUGUCGAGGACCGAGAAGAGGCAGUAGGCCUGUACUACGCGGCGAACAAUUUGAUGAGCCUCACGAUGACUGGCAUACCGGUGCUUCUGGUAUUGAUAUUGCGGGUUAUUCCAAACAACCCGACCAUCUUCUUGGUUGUGCAGGUCGUCCUCAGUACCCUUUGCCUUCUUCUACUAUGCUCAGUCAGGUGGAAGCGCAAAGAAAUCAAUUCAGAGGAUGACAGCAGCGACGACGAAGACGUAUCCAGAGCAAGGGUUUGCGAAGCGACGGGGUCUACUUCCGAGGCUCCAAAGAAGACCUGCAAAGCUUGGGUUGGAGAUCGCAUUCGCCGCACGGUCAGGCAGUUCAUCCUUCCUGUCCGCCUUGCGUGUGGGAAUCGCCGCCUAAGAAGACUAUGGUGCGCUGGCUUCAUGCUGAUGUUUGCUGGUCAGCUGGUGAUGGACAUUGGUGGGCAGUACUUCAACCAAUCCAUGGACCUCAUACCCUAUGGCACAAAGGAUGAACUCACAACCGUGGCUGUUCUAACGAUGGUUCCAGGGCAGCUCUUGGCUAUCCCAGGAAACCUGAUCACGGGGUACCUUUCCAAACGUGGGGGACCGCUCUAUCUUUUGAGACGACUUGUGCCCAUCGCCUCGAUCUUGGUGACCGUGGGUGCCUUUAUGGCCCAGGUGCAGCAGUUCUGGUUCAUUGCGGUGACAGUGAUUUGUUUGAACUACGCUGGUCUGCCCAAUGUGCCAUUGAUGCGCUUGGUGUCUGGGCUGGCCCCUCCUGGUCGUGUUGGCGAGUCCUUGAGCGCAAUCGGCAUAGCAGCACAACUAGCAAGCCUCAUUGGCAAUGCUGCAGUGGUGGUCAUCAACCACCACUUGAUGGGAACGGCCAUGGCGAAUCCGCUGUGGAUCUAUUACCCUAUUUGUGGCACACUGACCCUCAUGGCAAUCCUGCCGAUCCGUGGGACUCCUUAUGGUGGCUGGGGUGCUGCUUCAGGCAUUCGCCAGGACCAGUGGGUUGCCGUGGUCUUCGCACAUGUGGCGCAACAGCGCUGGCGCAAAGAAAUAGCCAGGCGGAAGGUCAUUCUGCACUUCGUCCAUCCUUUCUCACACUAG
Messenger RNA from Cladocopium goreaui, 3435 nucleotides. The record is from the annotation of a GenBank genome assembly. Lineage: Eukaryota; Dinophyceae; Suessiales; Symbiodiniaceae.